Aspergillus niger is the source of this 1644-nucleotide messenger RNA. RefSeq lists its product as hypothetical. Gene Ontology annotation, biological process: SNARE complex assembly. Gene Ontology annotation, cellular component: lytic vacuole; endosome. NCBI's taxonomy places the organism in Eukaryota, Fungi, Ascomycota, Eurotiomycetes, Eurotiales, Aspergillaceae. Gene Ontology annotation, molecular function: SNARE binding. Bases 1 to 1644 code for a protein of 547 amino acids. The record is from RefSeq and is a predicted model, not a curated record. The transcript has 4 exons.
AUGUCUCAAUUGGCUAUAGCAAUACAGUGGAUACGGGAACUUAAGCACGAAGAAGCGCUACGGCGGUAUCGAUCAACCAAGAGUGAGACAAAGCUUGUUGAGAUGAGCUGUCACACAUGCUUUCGCGCUCCAGCUUCGCGAACACGGUUUUUCUGCCCUACCUGUGCCCGUAAUCAGCUGUAUCAGCUCCGGGUUGAAACCGCGAGAGUCUUGCUUGAGAAACAAUCUAUCGCGGAACGUAUCCAAGCUGGAGUGAUCCUUGAGACAACCCAAGCGGAAUGGUCAGGUGAAAUCAAAGAAACUUCCAUUGCUUACCAGAAUGGGCUCUCUACCAAGCGAAGCUUACAAAUUAUUGCUAAGGGAGAAGCUGAGUCGUCUGAAAGGAUGAGGCUACUCGGUGAUCAACUCGACAAUCUGACUGCUGAAAUCAAGGACAAAAGACUUGAAAUUUCCCAGCGCAAACUCGCACUCGCGCGGCGGCACUCGGACUCUGAAUCUGCACAGUAUCAGCUCGGCGAGCGGGAGGCUGCAAUUUUGGCCAACAUCCAGAACAAUACCAAGAGGACGGAUCAUCUGUGGCAUUCACUUCAUAGCAAGACUGCAGAGGCCCGGAUAUUCCUCUGCCGAGAAGCUGCCAAUCUUUAUGGUUUACAACGGAAAACAAGGAAUAAGGAAGGGUUAUCCCAAGAGGUCUACACGAUGGGCGGUACCACGCCAGCUUAUAUUUCUACCUCCCUCUUCAAUGUUGCUCACCUUCUCGUCCUUAUUUCACAUUAUCUGUCUCUCAGACUGCCAGCGGAAAUCACCUUGCCUCAUAAAGACCAUCCUAUACCGACUAUAUGCGCGCCCUCUGCGUCCUAUCUUUCACGAGAUCCAAAUUCCGUAGCAUACUCGCUACGAAAUCCACCAUCUGUACCGUCUGGACCUAGAACCGCAUCACCUCGUCCUUCCAGACCUCGGCCCCUCUCCAUCGACAGAGCACUUCCUAAACUGGCUAGGGAAGACCCCGGAACAUAUGCACUUUUUCUUGAAGGGGUAACGUUACUGGCCUGGAAUGUGUCGUGGUUAUGUCGGACUCAAGGCAUAAACAUAACAUCAGAGUCCUGGGAAGAAGUAUGUAACAUUGGGAAGAAUAUGUGGCAGCUCCUUGUGGCACCACCUGCGCAGCCAUCGACAUUAUCAAGAGCCUUUGCUGGACGCGACAUACAGGCGAAGAUGAGAGCAUCGAAGGAUUCCCCUAGAACUACCAUUCAACGCACAAUGUCAUUCCCUAUGCUAGGGCAUUACUCGCAUGGUACUGCACAUUCCUUUCUGGGUGCUGUCGAGGGGGCUGAAUUUAUGCGCACUUGGAGGCUUCCAACUCCAACAAAGAUCGUGGAUAAGCUGAAAUCAACUCUGUUGGGUGAGAUGGCCAGUGCAGAAUGGGAGCUGCUGGAAGGCGACUGGGACGACGCAAGUCAGGAACCGAGUGAUUCAAUGCUCCUUCAACAUCCAUCCACCACUUCUGCCUCACCGGAGCGACAGGGUAAUAAUAGCGGGGAUAGUGUAAAUGGUGCAGUUGCCGGCGCGGGCAAUUUGAGUGGGCCUCGUGGACCCACUCGUAUGAAGGGUACCAGUGGCUGGACGAAGCUGAGAAACAGGUAG